Molecule: messenger RNA, 814 nt
Organism: Amphimedon queenslandica
Lineage: Eukaryota; Metazoa; Porifera; Demospongiae; Haplosclerida; Niphatidae
Exons: 5
Coding region: 109-645 (178 amino acids)
Cellular component (GO): membrane
Source: RefSeq, a predicted model, not a curated record
AAUUCUUUACUUUAGGCAUAAAAGGCUGGCGUUUCUUGUUCUCAGCAGUCACCGAAACUUCAUAGAAAAACCCUUCACAAGCUUUUCCUUCACAGCAACUGGAUAAACAUGAGUGCAGCAGAUCAAGCAGUACAGUCAGGGUCAUACACAUACACUGCUACAGUGACACAGACCACCACAACUCGGACCUCAUGGUUCCCUAGCAUAAAGCCAGGCUUUGAUCACACGUACUUUAGAAGCAUUGAAGGAAUGCUCAGAGUAGCAUCACUUAUUGUGACCAUACUCUUCUUUAUUCUGACCAUCGCCGAUUACCGCAGUGGAGGUGAAUGGUAUAAUGGAACUCUGGCACUCUGGUGGAUCGUGUAUGCAAUCAUAACUAUCAUCAUUGAAGUUGUACUGAUAGGAAUAUUUGUCCAUAGACUCAUUGAUGGAAUCAUAUGCUUCAUAUAUGCUGGUUGUUUUGUGCUCGCUGUUCUGAUAGCUAUCGUCGAUGCUGCAAGGUUUAAAGCUGUUGUGCUUGGAGUUUCUGCUGCAUUUGGAGUAGUUGCUACCAUAUUGAUUCUAUUGAACGCAAUAUUUGCCCUCAGGACAUGGAAAACUCAUGAAAAUGGAAAGAAAGGAUCUGUUCCCAUUUUUAUCAUUUAGACCAAGACCAAAAAAUAAAGACAAACCAGACCGUAUAAUUGUAAUGUUGAUGAGUAAUUUCAUGCAUAUAACAUUUAAACUUAAACUUCAUUGUUUUACCAAUGCUACUUAACUAUUUUAGCUCACACUGUUUUGUUGUUAAUAAAUAUAAUUUUGUUAUGAUUUGAAA